Messenger RNA from Melampsora larici-populina 98AG31, 1225 nucleotides. RefSeq lists its product as uncharacterized. The transcript has 5 exons. Gene Ontology annotation, biological process: transmembrane transport; monoatomic ion transport. Gene Ontology annotation, molecular function: monoatomic ion channel activity. Gene Ontology annotation, cellular component: membrane. The record is from RefSeq and is a predicted model, not a curated record. Bases 245 to 1006 code for a protein of 253 amino acids. NCBI's taxonomy places the organism in Eukaryota, Fungi, Basidiomycota, Pucciniomycetes, Pucciniales, Melampsoraceae.
CACAUCUCAUCAACUCAGCAAUUCUCAAUCUGAUAUCUAUGCCAUUACUGGCUUUCAAAUCUUGACGUCAAACUCUUGAACCCUCGAUAGAUCGAAGCAUUACUUAUAUCUACUCAUCCUGACUUUGCAACGCUCCCGUCAUCUGGCGGACCCCCUCGAGGGUACAAGCUCAAGUCACUUUCAGCCCAGUGCUACCACCACCACUACCUUACAGAGCUCGACUAUCUAUCAUCGAUCUAUCAACAUGAACUCAUUAGGACCUUCAUCCGAACAAAAUCAGUACACUGAUUCCUCUCCAAGGCUCGGCGAUGGCUCAAUCCCACCAUCAAAUAUCACAAGCCAUUCUUCAACUCCAGCGCCCUCGCGCUCACAUUAUUAUCUAUCACGAGAGGAAUUCAUUCAAGGAAUUGCCAAUCGAUUUGUCUUUAGCCAAGGAUACAUUUAUCUCUACCUGUCUAUGGCUAUCCUAUCCCUGACAACGGUGAUCUUGUCAGUUCUCUCAGAGUGCCCAACGUUGGCGUUUUACGUGCUCGAGAUUAUCAUCAAUUCAGCUAUGAUCCUUGAAGUUGGUAUUAGAUUGGUUGCCUUUGGAAAGCAAUUCUGGAAGUCGCCGUUUAACUGGCUGGAUUUGGCGAUCACUUUGUUUUGUCUGGUCACACUGGUCGUGAUUUUCUUUCAAGGUUGUAAAGCCAAGAAGGAGGAAAUCUUUGAUACGUUUCUGCUCGUCAUCCGAAACGGAAUUCAAUUUUCCAGGCUUGCAUUGAUGUUAAGGAGGAGUGGUAAAAAUAUCUUUAGUAGUAUCAAACCUAUCGAUCUUGAAAAUGCGGCUAAUCAGGGAGAUGCCUCAUAUUUUCUUGAUCUUGAUCUUGAUGAAGAAGAGGAAGCCAUCAGACGUCAACAUGCAUCUCGCCACAAAGCUCGAUCUCCAUAUCCAGGAGGUACGAAUGCUUUGGAUCAAGCUUCUGUACCAUUCCUGAAUGAUACCGAUCUUGGUGAUGAAGAAUGAGGAACUCCUGAACACCAGCUUCACUUAACUUGGCCUGUGUGAGAGUCUGAUAGAUUUUGGGUUGCAUUGCCGUUAAAAGAAAAUCAAUUAGAGUGCAUGAGCUCAAGAGGAUAAUGAGAUAUCAUGAGCACAUGUGAACAUAGUGUGGUGUGUGGAUUGCUGGGCCUUGGCCACUGGAUCCUUGACUUGCAAUGUCAUUUUGAAGAAAAAUUACUGUAU